Messenger RNA from Pelobates fuscus (common spadefoot toad), 3067 nucleotides. It is a transcript of the gene ETAA1, whose product is annotated as ETAA1 activator of ATR kinase. The transcript has 6 exons. The coding region runs from base 139 to 2730 and encodes 863 amino acids. Gene Ontology annotation, biological process: replication fork processing; regulation of DNA damage checkpoint; DNA damage response. Gene Ontology annotation, molecular function: protein serine/threonine kinase activator activity. Gene Ontology annotation, cellular component: nuclear replication fork. The record is from RefSeq and is a predicted model, not a curated record. Lineage: Eukaryota; Metazoa; Chordata; Amphibia; Anura; Pelobatidae.
CCAAUGAGCGCGAUGCUCUCUGUCAGCAAGAUGGCGGCCGGGUGUGUGUGAGAAGUUACGGUUACCGGACACGCCAUAGCGCUUGCUCGGUUAACGGACACGCCGGCCUAAGAUGAAAGCGGGCACCGAGGAAAAACAAUGAGCCGCAGGAAACCGCCCACUGACAGGUCCCGGGCGAAACCUCGGGUGGACAAUGAGCGGGAGGAGGAGGCGGAGAGAGGGAGCUGCAGGGAGACCCCGAGCAAGGCCGGUGGGAAACUCAGCCGGAGCGGGAGGCCUCGAGGGGGCCAGCCAGCCACCCAAACCGGCUCUGUACCCAGACCGCAGAAAGAAGAGGUAGAAUUAUGCAUAAACAAGAAAACUCCAAAACGAUUAUCAAAAAGCAAAUCAUGGUCUACUUUCAAUUCUCCUUCAAAUGAUGCAGAACAGCAGCAUGAAAUAUUUUGGGAUUCUCAAUCUCCAACGUCCUUUAAAUUAGAAAAUGGAAGACGCAGGCAACCAGCCCCCAAAUGUGCUGUCGACAUUUCAGACAUUGUUAAUAGAAUUGCUCCUCAGAAUGAGAAACCAUCUAAUCCUAAUGCAGCAUACCUAAAGAUGUGGAUUGGAGAAGAUGCCAUUCCGUCUACUCCUGUAGUGGCCAGAGCUAGAAAUAAACUGACUAGGUCUAAAAUCAUACAUACCGAGGAUGAGCUCAUGCAGCUAGCUAAACAAUUUGACAGAAAUUUGGUUGAAACUGUUCAUCAAGACCAAAAUUAUCACAUUGGACAAUCCAAUAAUAAAAUUAGCGACUUAGAAAUUGCCCAGAACAGUGAGCUUGAGACAGGUCUGGACAACAUUCCUGAAGAAGACAUAGCACAUGAUUUAAAAUCUGUUAGCCAGAGCUUGGUUGUCUGUCUAUCCCCACGCAGGGACAGUCAAACAUCUGUGGAUCAAAUGGCUGAGGCAGACCUUAAUGCACUCUUUGAUUCUUCUACACAGAAGUACAGUGGACAAUUGAGCCAGGGUUUAUCUGACAUAUCUACUAGCAGCUUCACUGGCCUAAAUACAGAGGCCAGUAUAGUUAAAAAUCUCCCUAAGGAUCAAGGCAAACUUUGUGAAAAACCUACAUGUUCAAAAGAAACUAUAUUAAAUAAAUUAAAUUCAAACAUGUUUCAGACUCCUGUAAAGAAUGCCAACUAUCAGCAAAAAUAUUCCUCUAGACCCAAAGAAACUGUGGAACAUUUAAACCAAGAUGACUUUGAAGAUGACUGGGGGGCAGAUUUUCUUGAAGAUGACUCUUUUGUUAUGCAAAUUACUCAAAAUCCUAGUUUGAUUGCUACCCCUAAGCAAAACCCAUCAUCUGGGAAACCAUGCCAUUCUAAUAAAGAUUCUCUUAAUGCACAAAUCUCUGACGGUAUUAAAUGUGUGAACACUAAAUCAACUUCCAAUAAACUGAAUAAUUUUAAGUUUGUUCCUCGAAAUUUAAAUGAACACAGAAAGGAUUCAGAAAUCAUCUGUACAAACAUGCCUGAAAAAGCAAAUAUGUUGCACAAAACUGAUAAUAGUAACGAAAGGUGCACUACAAAUUCAACUUCCCGUACAGUUACAAGAAUACCCUUAAAAUCUCAAAUAAAUUCAGAGCUAUCCGUUGCUAACAUUAGCAAUAUUACUCCUACGGUUGAAUCCGGCCUCACCUUUAGAAAUAAGACUUAUAAGAAUAAUACAAAUUCAGCUGGUUUUAAUUUACAGCCAUCUAGUUCUCAACAAAAAAAUAGGCCUCCAGCAAACAAUGCUCCCCAAGCACUGGUACCAAAACCUCCAAAUACAACUACUAAAAGUUUUGAUCAAGUUGAUGAGUGGGAAGAUCCCAAAUUCUCAGAUGAAAUACUUGAUAUGUUUUGUGAAUCAGAUAGUCUUUGGGAGACAAAUGAAGAGGAUGAUGAUGAUGACUUACUGUAUCAAGUAUGUGAUGAUGUUGAAAGAUUAACUCAAGCUCAAGUAGAAAAUAAUGAUGAUAAACAUCAUAGUGUUUUAAGCUUGAACAGUAGCACAAACCCAAGAGAGAAUAAAACCGAUCAAGGGCAGUUAAAUAAUCGAAGCAGUGGUGGAAUCAAUAGUACUUCUUCCAGUGCAAACAGUGGCAGUGUUACAAAUAAAUGUAAUGCAAGUGCUGUGACUUCUAACAGAUCAUCAAAUAUUUUAACUACUUCCCUCUCUGGAUCCACGACAUUUGGAAGUUUGGAAAAGGCUAAAAACUCCUUAAAAAGGGAUAACCAAGUUUCUGCAAUGUUACGUAGAUCAACCUCUGUACCUACUGGAGGGCAAAGUGAUUACCUUAAAGUAAUCUCUAAGGAACAGGUUUUACAAACUACAGUAAGGUCACAGAGCGUGAUGAAUUCAUUGGCUCCUGCUAAGUUCACUUUUACACGUAUCAAGCCUUCACAGGCUUCUGUUGUAUGUUCAAACAAUUCAGAAACUCAAGUGAACACUGCUAAAGACACUAAUCUUUGUGGUUUAGGUAAAAAUACAACACAAAGUAGCAACUUUUCACAAUCCAGUAUUGCCUCGCAUCAUCAGCCCUCUUUGAAAAGACAUCUCUCAGAGUCUUUGUUCCAGUCCUCAAAAGUGUUUGUUUCCGAAGAUAGAAAUAAGAAAUGUUCAAUGGAAGAAAUUGAGCGGAAGAAGCAAGAAGCCUUGGCUCGAAGACAGAUGAAGGCACGUGGUGUUUCUUAUGAUGCUACACAAACGUAGUUGUGAAAUACUGCUCUUUAUUGUAGUUUCUCUGUGAGAAAUUAUGUAACAAAAUGAGAGCUUUUUUUUUUUUUUUAAAUAUAGUUUGUUAUAUAUGUAUGUGUUUACAAUUGUAAACAAUAGUUUUGUACUAUAUGUAUUAUAAGAAUAAUCCUGUAUGUUCAGGAGUAACAAUGACAAUUGUAAUGUAUCUUGUCAAAAACAUGCACCACAUCCAGUCAGUUUAUUUUCAUUGUACAUAAAAAUUGCACCCCUUUCAUGUUAAGACCUUUCACUGUCAUAAAUUGUUUGAGUCCUAUCAGCCUAUUCAUUUUUCUUAAUAAAUAGUUCUAAUUAA